AUGAGCCUGGGACAUUUCGACAGUCUUUUCGACGGCAUUGUUCCCAGUCUUGCGCGUAUUCUGACGAAACAACAUGGCAUCCGCGGUGGUGGAGAAUACCUCUUGAAAACCCCUGAAAAUGCCAUUUCCGAGACUCUAAAUUUCAAAAUGUCGCUAGAUGCCACGGCCCUCAAGAACUUGUGCCUUGGUGCGAGUUCCAAAGCCGCCUACUUUCAUAAUUAUCUGCCUGCUACUUAAAACGUUUUGACAGCCCUGCAGUCAGGUACAUGUUGGUUUUAGAUGUUUGUAGCACUGCCGUUUGAAUUCCAAAAAAUAUUCAUUCUAGAUGAGUAUUAAUGAAAUUAUUUUUGAUUUUUUUUUCCAAGGUUAGCCUUGGUGCACAAGCCUUGUCACUUAAUGGGUUUUUCAGUGAUUUUAAGGGAAUCUCAUGGAGGUAAGAAUUUAUCAUAUGUUAUUACCAUGUAGUCGGUUUUGAUUUCUAAAUUAUGUGGAUACUUUCACCCAUUGCCCAAUGACUGCGUAUUUUCUCAAAAUCUUAACUCAGCUUAGAGUUUACUGAACGACUGAAUGAAAAAUGCGACUGUCAAACUUAAGGCGAUUAUGGACAAGGGGUCCGUGGACCCCCACUUUGGAGCGGGUCUAUGGCAUUGGACCACUUUCAUGGACCGGGUCUAUGCACCCCCUGUCAUGGACAGGGUCCAUGGACACCUUUUUUUAAGUAAUGAGAAAUGAACAAAAACAGAAAUAGUGCAAAAACAGGAUUUAAAAAACAACAACAAGCAAUGCUCGAUUGAUCAGUAAUAAUCUCGAAAACCGGGUCCAUGGACACUUUUUUAUGGUUAGAGAAAGGUUUUGGACUGGGUCCAUGGACACUUUGUUUUAAUAAAUGAUCAGAAAUGAACAAAAACAGAAAUAGUGUAAAAAUAAGAUUUGACAAGAAGCUGGCAACAUAUUUAGUUGUGCUUACAUCACCCACACUCUGCUUGCAUUAAAUAUGUUGCGGCAGUUGCAAGACUGUUAAGCUAAUUCAAAAGUUAUCACCAAGGGAGGAAUUACGCGCUCCAGUACAAAGACUCACAUUAUCCUUAGAAAACAAGCUGUAGUUUAGAAUUCAUUGCUUUCAUGACUUAGUCACAUUGCAAUUCUCCAUGAUAGUUGUAGCCUGCGAAAACAUCCGUUUCUCCUUGCUCUUCGUCGCUGAGGACGUUUCGCGCGGAGGAACGUCUGCGACACAGUGACAGAAAUUCCAUACUGAUGACGCAGAUCAAUGUUUACAUAAUAAAUCCGGUAGUCAUGGGGUUCCAAAUAUAAAUUUGUCUAAUUUUGCGUGUCUUCUGGUCGAUUUUGGUAAAGUGUUGUGUUGAUCUGCCCACGAGCUCCAGCAAAACUCAAAUGCUUCUUCUAGAGAAGACUAUGUUGCACAAAUAUUGACUGUUUUGUUAGAGAUUCUUCGUGUUUACAUUUGACCUUUUUGGCCUUUUGUCAUUUGUCUGUCAUUUGUAAACAAUAGCUAAAACAAUGUAACUGCUCCGUCCACCAAUCAGCGCUUCUGACCAGAUUCUGGACAGAUUUUACGUCAUCAGUAUGGAAUUUCUGUCGCUGAGUCGCCGACGUUCCUCCGCGCAAAACGUCCUCAGCGACAAAGAGCGAGGAGAAACGGAUGUUUUCGCAGGCUAUGAUAGUUGAUGUACAGUGUAGCUUUAGUUAAAGCUACAAUCCUCUUCUUCAAGAUUUGGACAUCUGUAAAUCACUAUCCAUGGGAAUUAGUCAUCCUGCUUAAAACGCUAACAAGCUGGACCUAGCGUGACAAAACAUUGCAGUAACAAGUGACAUUCGCGGACAAAAGGAAAAUGGUUUAGAAUUAUUCAGAUCCAGGAGGCACUUUGAAGAAAUUAAACAACCCAAAACCCUUUUAAAAUCAGCCGCAAAAUGAAGAGCUUUACAUUUCAAAAGAGGUAGAAAAUCAGUAUGUGUGUCAUGAUCUCUCAGUAUAAAAUAAGGGGCAAUAAUUCACAUUUGCUCAGUCAAAACGUUUUCGUCCAAAGCAUAAUCUACCAGUCAGAGAAAACAAUUCGUUGGAACAAGCAGCAUUUUGGCAUGAGGUAAACAUAGUGUGUUACCUACCGAACCCCCCUUUUUUUACACUAUGUAAGCACAAUUAAUUAUUAUUACUGAUCAAUCGAGCAUUGUUUGUUGUUGUUGUUGUUGUUGUAAGUUGUCUUUUUAAUCUUAUUUUACACUAUUUCUGUUUUUGUUCAUUUCUCAUUUAUUUAAAAAAGGGGGGGGUCCAUGGACCCGGUCCAUGACAGGGUUCCAUUGACCCAGUCCAUGAAAGUGGUCCAUGGACCCGGUCCAAAGUGGGUCCAUGUGUUGUCCUCACCUGUUUUAAUCAUUCUGUGCAUUCUGUCAAUAAUUACUGUUAGCUUGUGUUUAUGUGUUUUAAUCAACCAGAUUGCUGGAAGAUUUAUUGUCCUCUUUUAAGGGAGACAGUUGACUAAAAUUAAUUACAUGCUCACCGGCUUAGUUGUGUGAUCAGUUUUUUCAUAUUUUUUAAUUUGAAGCAUUGGAGGGGAAGGAUAUUUGAACCAAUCCACAACAUUACCAAGUGAGUACCAUUAGUAUGCACAUAUGUAUUUACUCAUGUUAAUAUUUUGUGAUUUACUUUUGUCCAUAGUUUAAUUUAUUUUGCUUUGUUUCAAUCUCUUUAUCUUAAAAUUUAGAUUAGUUUGCCUUAAAUUAAUAGUACUUGUCCAGUAGGAUGAUUUUUGUACUCCUGUUUGUGACUUUAAAUCUGUAAUAAAACUUACCUGACAUCAAGAGUGCAAUAUCAUAAAAAAGUUUAGAACUUCAGUAAUUUCUGAAUUAUAGCAUAACAAGAGCAUUUUGAAACAUUUAUAUAGGUAGUAGCAUGAUUUGUAGUGAAAUUCCGAAAUUGUAAUACCUAGAUGAAACUUGAGACAAUUUGAAAUACAGUAAACACCCGCAUAUAAGAACAAAUGGAUUAAGAACACCAGGCUGAAAUUUGGUCAAUAAAGCCCAUUUUCAUAAGAACAAGAUCAGCCUGAAAAUUGUAACAUGUUCUUAUAAAAUGGAAAAAGUGUCAUAAAUUUAAAUUCAAAACAUGUAAGUUUAGGUUUGCUGUCAGAUAACUUCAUUUGUUAAUAUAAUCAAAUUACAGAAUAAUUAUUUAUUUUAUUUUCCUAAAAUAUGCUAAAUAUACCUCUAGCAACAUGUUUCGGAUAGUAUUACUAAAUAAAAAUUUAAGAACAUUUUAAGAACAUUUUGAGGCUGAUUUGUCAUUAAGCACUCGAUAAAUAAGAACUCAAUCAGCCUGACCUCCAAAAUCGUGUGUUCUUAUAUGCGGGUGUUUACUGUAUCACAAGUGGCAUUUAUUCCAAAUAUCACAUACAAAUCAUGCUAUUAUUUGUUUAUACUACUACCCGCAAAAGGUUUGUAAUUUUCACAUUUAGGUAUCUCAAAUUAAGCUGAAUGCUCUAAACCAAUCAAAUUGCAGAAAUUUCUCAUGUAGUAGUACAAAAUUACUAAUGAAAUCAUUGGACUGAUUGAUUUUGGACUACACUGUUGGACUUUUGAGGUGCUUACCAUUUACACAAACCACCUGGGUGGAAAUCUUGUGCAGAAAAAUAGAUCUAUUAAAUUUGAAGUGGUGGGUGAAUGACCCACUACAAAGUAAAUCCAAAUCAGCUGAACAGACUGCAAAGGGUGGAAAAAUAAAUGCACCCUGGGUUCCAGAGGAUAUUUUUUUCUUAUCGAUACUGAAGCCACGUUAAUGCAAAAAAAAAACCGCCGAGGAGAAAAAAAUGUUAUUUUCUCCUCGGCGCUUUGCGCCUCGUUGACGUGGCUUCGCCGCGAACCAUCAGUGUCGAUAAGAAAAAAAUAUCCUCUGGAACCCAGGGUAAAUGAAAUGAUGCGGACCAUUUGAUUUUCCAACCUGAAUUUCCGGUUUUCCCGUGUAAAUAGUAAGUACACUGUACCCUUGGUUUUUCAUGAUAUGACCCCCAGGACAUGUAUGUUCACACAACACAUACUUUUGUUGACUGACUGCCCCUGCGUCACCAAGGACAAUUCCAAAGCAGAAAUUAUAUUGAAAUGCUAGCGUAAUUGAAAUUGUUGUUCAUUCCAUACACUUUCAGAUCUAUAUCAUCAGACAGUUUAAUCCUCCACUGAAAUUAAGGUGCAUCAGUAAGAAGUCAAUCAAAGGACAACAUCCCUUAUAAUGAUGAUCUGAAUGUUGCCUUUGUUGGAGCUUCAGCAAGGUCAGAAUACAUACAAUUGGUACAAACAUUUUUGCAUUAUGUCGAGUGAUUUAAUAAUUUUAUUGUAACUUGUGAAUGUAGUUAAAAAGUCAAAAUUUGUCUUAUUCUUUGAUACUUUUAUUAGAGACCUUGAGAAUCAAGCAAAAGACUUGGUUUCAAGACUGAAAAACAUGAAGGUACAUGUAUUAUAUAUCUAAGCUACAACCAGCUGCAAAAGUACUUGAGACACCGUACCCUAUUUUGGCUUAAAUGGCGUGCCCAUGAUCUUGUGCUUGUGAACCCCCCUCCACCCCUUAUCAAACUUGCCAGACCAUGCUCAAAACUUAAAGGGUUACAACUUCGAAUGGAGAGAACGAAGUAGGUGAGUAUUUUCUUUUACAGAAGUGUGACUGUGGCAGCGAUUUGCAGUAAGGCCAGUUUUUCGUCGGAGUAUCUCAACAUUUUUGCACUGGUUGUAGCUUUAUUCUAAAGUCAUAGUGGAGGUGAUUGGUUAUUCUUUUAAUUAGUUAUUGGCAAAUUUGACGUAAGACCUCAAGUGUGUUAAAUAGGCCCAGUUCUGCAAGGUUAAUUAGUUAGCCCAAUAUAUAAUUUUAUGCUAUAAAGGCCAAUAAUAAUGGACAGGCAGAUGAGCAGGUGAAUGGCCAUGAUGUGACUGCCAAGAAUUCUCGAAUGGAUGGGUCACCAAAGUUUUUUGGCUUUUGGGGUACGUUUGCAGGAGCUCUGCUGUAAGUUAUUGCUAAUAAUAUUCAGACUUGUGACUGUCCUUGGGUUUGUUUAACUUACAGUGCAUUUAAUAAAAAUGUAAUUAACAGUUUUUUGUUUGUUCUGUUAAUUCUUAAAUAGAACAUUGAUUAUGGAAAUGACUGGAAACUUCUCACCAUGUGGAUUGGAACAGAAGAUCUCUGUCAAGUUUGCACAGACAUGGUAUGAUUGCUUUGAAUUGCAUUGUGUAUGUAAUCAAAUUAAAUUAAUUUGUGUCGUAUUUUGCCCCGGGCUCAUCAAUGUUGUGACUUCUAGUUCAUUCAGUUGUGCUAAUAGUGCUACUCAUAUAAAUUCAAGGAAUCACGAUUAAACACUUGUUUAUUAAGGGUGGUGUAAUAAAUGAUUGGUCUUGGAUUUCAUAUAUUAUUUUCUUAUUUAAAUAAGGAGGUAGUGUGGCCGAGUGGUUAGAGCACUGGACUUGCAAUCGGGACUGAUCCUGGGAUGAACAAGCCCUGCUCUAACUGUCAGCGGGGCUCGUUUUUGGCAGUCCCACGUUCAGCUCCUAAGCCAAGUUUGUAAAUUUCUAACUGAUUUGCUCGCAGCCAGUUGGGAUAUUCUAACUUGUUAUGCUAAUGUUUCAGUAAUUUUUUAUUUCUGUCCUUAAUUGUGGGCCACAUUUUAGACUAUGCAGUUACCAGAAAAUGAUUUUGUGUUAUCCAUUAAAAGUCAUACAAUUUUAAUUUCUAUGUAAUUUUUCAGGAUAAACUUGGCCCAAGGUCUUUCAACAACAACAGCAACAGCAACAACAAUGUAUUUAUUUAAAGAAAUAUAAAGUUUACAAUACAAUUGCUUUAAUGCUAAUCUAGGCAGGACAAGACUUGAAAUAAAGACGUUAUUAAAUUAAUACAUAAAAAAAAGAAAAGAAAAGAAAUACAAUAACAUACAGAAAGAAACACCUUACAUAUAAAUUCAAGUACAGGGGAACAUGUAAUGUGCACUCUUAAUUACCUGAAAGAGGAGGUAUGAUUAAAUAUUUUACCUUUAUUUUCUCUUUCAUUUUAGUUGAAACAAAUACAACAAAGCUCGUUACAAGGAUAUAGGAGUUUUUCUGAUACCUCUUCAAGUUUGCUUUUUUUGAAUGAACAGGUACCCUGUCUUUUUGUCAACUUGGUCCCACCUAUGGAUGUGUCUCUUAUGAAUUACAUGGAGGAUCUUCCAAGUCCUGUGAAAUCAUGGGCUGGUAAGUGAAUACAGAAUGUUUAGGUAACACUGCUUUGGCAUGGGGUGAUAAUUAGAUCAUUUCAGCUGCCAAAGUUGCGUGCAUAAUUUUCAUUCAUUAUCUUGUUGGGUUUCAUUUCCUGGGGUAGAUCGGUUCAAUUGAUCUUGGAAAAAGGUUGUUGACUGGUUUCAGUGAUUUGAGCUACAUGCACUUUGAUUUUUUAAACCUGAGGCUGACAUUGUAGCAAUUGUCAGAAAUUUAGACUUAGUGUAAUUAAACCCAUUAGAGUGUGUUAUAUUGGAUUUGAGGCUAGGUUACAGGUACGCAAUGUUUCCAAGAGUUGUGCAGUCAGUCUGGUACACUUCUUGUGAACUGUGGUUUUUCUGAAACUGUUAGUUGUUCAGUUCAUUAUUUUCUAUGAGUUAUAAUCCGUGGCAGUAGUCUAAACCUCCCCUUACCUUUUUUUGUUAUAAAGUAAUACUCAAUGUGAUUGCUGUUGUGUUCUAUUUCUUUCAGGAAUUCAUGCCAGUGCCUGAAGAAAGGUGGCGAGAAGAGCCAAAAUUUCCCAAGCUGUGAAAAAUUACUAGAUAACUGUUCGUGUGGCUCUAAUAAGGAUGGAACGCCUGUUACAGAAUAAAACUUUGAAAAACCUUGAGAUCUCGUUUUUAACAGCGGGUUAACAUCGUUUAGAAUUUGUGAUGUUCCUGUAGGAGGUGUCUUUGUGGUUAUUAAAGUUUAUUUAAUUGUCGCUUUUAGCGCCUCUUGAGGGAACUAGUAAGCAGUUGUCUGUAUGACACACUGAAGUACUUUGCGGUGGUUAUUCAACCUGCUCUUCAACUGCCUCCGAAAACUAAGGUACUGUAGGCUGCUCUUUUGUUAUUUAAUUAGUUUCCGUUAUCAGAGUGUUCAUAGUCAAAGUUGCCAGAAAAUAACUUAUGCCUCUUACCCAGAUGUCGCUCAUGUAGUUUAUUGAUAUUUCUGGUAGUAAGCGGAGCUUGUUGAGCAUGAUCUUGGGAAAAGGUCGAGGGCUGCUCUUUUGGCUUUGUUUUUCACACAUCUUUAUACCCAACUAACGAUCCUGUUCACGGAUUAAGACGGACUUUAUAGAACGUUUUCACUCUCGUAGCCAGCGUCUAUGAAAAUGUCUGGGAAAAAAGAAAGCUUUUACGUAAGAAAGAAGUUAAACUCCCACAGGAUUUGUCUGGAAGACCAACAUGGCCACUGUAAAAGUAUCUUGCACCAGUGCGGAAGUGGGACUUUAAAUACCUUCUCUUUGAUACUCCCUUUCCCCCAAUUAAAGCUCGCUUUAAACCAUAGUCUCUUCUUCAAAAGGGCAUUUAUAUAGCUUCCCAUGGGUCCACCAGGGCUCGUUAUCAUCCAGCAAAGCCAGAAGUUUUGAAUCAUUAUCUUUACCUUUUCUUCCUGUAGGAUGGCACGUUAGUUGAGGAAUUUUUCGGCUUGGACUGUUUGCACUUUUCAGCACAGGGCCAUACGGCAGCAGCUCUAGCCUUAUGGAGAAACAUGGUAUGGUAUUAUCUAAUAACCACGCCUAUGCUCUUUUCUGUCUAUGCUUUCCUCUUUCUUUACUUUCUUUUAUAGAGAUAAAAGUUCUACAAGUCAUACUACUAAUUUGAUGUCUUAAAAGCGUUAAGUGUGGAAAGGAGUUUACUUAUAGGCUGUGGGGUCAAGCUUCCUACUAAAGCAUGUUUAUAACAUGUAACAUGUUCCCUUAUCCAUUGUUUGCAGUUGGAGCCGUUUGGUUCUAAAACAAAAGACUCGGGAGAUCAAGAAAAUCUCAAGUGUCCCACAAAGGUUUUUUUCAAACUGUACCAGAUUUUUCAGUUGACUUAAUUCAUGUCCAAAACAAAUGGUCUUGUCUCAAUGUAGUUAAUCAGUUAAAAGUCAGCGUAACUGUUGUCAUUCUGACGAUUUGUCCAAAUGUAGCCGUUUACCGCUCCACUAGAGCAGGUAAACGCCUCUUUAUAAAGCUGGCACUUCCACUGUUUAUGUUAAGUAAAAAGUACGGACAUCUCUGUAAUGCAGACACUUGGCUCUUCCAUGGCAUAGGGGUAACUAUUACUUUGUAACUUUAUGUUUUCAGGAAAACCCAUACUUAUUCACUAAAACAAACAGUAACACAGUUAUGAGUGAACUGAUCAGUGACGAUGACCAGGACUCUGCCACAGAUGACUUCCCUCCUGCCGCCGCUGUAGCGUUAGCUGUGUGUUUAACAGCUCUUGUGGUGAUUGUUGUUGUUUUUGUGUGGAGAACCCGGAAGUCAAGACGAAGACCGGAAGCAAGAAAACUUCUCUAUGCUCUCGGACCACACAAACCAAGGAUUUGAGUUACGGGCGCGCUAAUGUAGAAAUUGUCUUUUAAGCUGCCCAGAGUGCUGUUUUUGGUUCAAGCUCUCUUAUACCUUCAGCUCUCGUGGGAGCAGACGAUGGGAAGAGAGGGGAAAGGUGUUGAAUCGAGCGGCUCGUGCUUCUGAUGUUCCCUCGCUUCUCCCGCUCCGUGUUUUCUCCAUGCUUCUCACGCACCUACAACGCCACCUCAGUGAGAACUCCGUUAAACAAUAAGGCUUAAUUACCUCGGCACAUACGGUACAUAACUUAGUCCAACUGUCUGCCAUUUCUAUAAAUUAACGGUGAUGUCAAACGAUAAAAUUCUCGCUUUUAAAUGCGCAGGAAGACGGAACAGUUAGUUAUCCUUUCUCAAUUUCAACUUGAAAAAAAUCAAGCCCGGAUUCAAAUCAACUGGCUUGACGAGCUUGAAUUUAAAGAAUCCAGCACGUUUUGACCUAAGUAUUACAACUGAACAGCCCGGCACUUUUUCAGACAUGCUUAAAGAACUAGAAUGGGGUACUUUAGAAACAAGAAGAAAGACAAACAAUAAACUAGUACCUAACAGUGAAAAAAAGAAAACAUGAAAGUAGAG
Messenger RNA from Porites lobata, 9135 nucleotides. The record is from the annotation of a GenBank genome assembly. NCBI's taxonomy places the organism in Eukaryota, Metazoa, Cnidaria, Anthozoa, Scleractinia, Poritidae.